Molecule: messenger RNA, 2223 nt
Organism: Trifolium pratense (red clover)
Lineage: Eukaryota; Viridiplantae; Streptophyta; Magnoliopsida; Fabales; Fabaceae
Product: probable receptor-like protein kinase At1g11050
Exons: 1
Coding region: 136-1992 (618 amino acids)
Biological process (GO): protein phosphorylation
Molecular function (GO): protein kinase activity; ATP binding
Source: RefSeq, a predicted model, not a curated record
UGAACCAUAUCUUUUUGACCAUAGUAUGCUUAGGUUGACUAGUAAACCAACCUCUUCUCUCAAAAAACAUCUCUAUUAAUUAUAACCCUCCAAUCCUUGUGUCUGUGUGUCUGUGUCUUCACCACAAAUCCAAAAAUGAUUCAUAACCAAUCCAUUUUCAUCUUCCUUUUCACCCUUUUCAUAGCUUCUCAUGCAGCUUCUCCUCCUGUUUCUGCUGCUGUUGCAUCAUGUCCUAUGGAUCUCAGCUAUGUUGAAACCUUUCCAUGGGACACAUCAACAUGCAGAGAUCCAAUUGACUCAGAACACUGUUGUCAAUCUCUUCUUAGUCUCUUUGGUAUAGGACUUGCAAAACAUCUUAAAGAAACAUUAAUCUUUCAACUUCCAAAUGAAAACAUUUCCUCAACAUGUUUACAAGAUUUCAAACUCAAACUUUCAUCUUUAAAAAUUCAACCAUCAUUAGUCCCUAGUUGUUUUCAAAACUCAACUCAAUUUGUCACAAACACUUCAAGUUGUGCAGGUAUAUCAAACAUCACAGAUUGGAAACAAAAAGUUGGUAUGUUAAGUCCUUUAGAUACUUCUUGUAAUGGUGAUUUAAGUUCUGAAACUAGUUGUAAUAUUUGUACUGAAGCUGGUUUUAAAGUCACUGCUCAACUUAGAAAUCUUUCUCCAAAAAAUUCUUCUAAGUGUUUUUACUAUUCAGUUUUAUAUGCUAUUGGUAUUGUGAAUCAAUUUGGUCCUACAGAUCCUGUUACAGCUGGUUGUAUACUUGGUAUGGCACUUUCCUCAAAAGGGUCAUCAAGUAAUGGAAAAAUUUUGAAACUUGUUUUUGGAUUAUUAGGUGCUGUUGUUGGUGUUAUUCUAGCUUUUGUGUUGAUUGUUAUGUAUAGAAAAUGGAAUAAGAUGAGAAGAGAAAAUCUUUAUCAUAGAUCAGUUGAAAAUAGUGUUAGAGACAGUGUUUUGCCUAAUACAGGUGCUAAGUGGUUUCAUAUAUCAGAACUUGAAAAAGCUACAAAUAAGUUUUCACAGAAGAAUAUGAUUGGUCAAGGUGGUGAUGGUGUUGUGUUCAAAGGAACACUUUCUGAUGGAACUUUAGUCGCGGUGAAAGAGAUUUUUGAUUUGGAUACUCGAGGCGAUGAAGAAUUUUGUUAUGAAGUUGAGAUUAUUAGCAAAAUUAAGCAUAGGAAUCUUCUUGCUUUAAGAGGAUGUUGUGUUACAAGUCAUAGUGUUAAAGGUAAAAGAAGGUUUUUGGUUUAUGAUUAUAUGCCAAAUGGAAGUUUAAGUUAUCAAUUAUCAAUUAAUGGUGCUAAUAAGUUAACUUGGCCACAAAGAAAGAAUAUUAUUCUUGAUGUAGCUAAAGGGCUAGCUUAUUUGCAUUAUGAAAUCAAGCCGCCGAUUUUUCAUCGUGAUAUUAAGGCGACUAAUAUACUUUUGGACUCAAAAAUGAAAGCAAAAGUUGCUGAUUUUGGAUUAGCAAAACAAGGUAAUGAAGGACAAUCUCAUCUUACAACAAGAGUAGCUGGUACAUAUGGUUAUUUAGCCCCUGAGUAUGCAUUAUACGGACAAUUAACGGAGAAAAGUGAUGUUUAUAGUUUCGGAAUUGUGAUACUUGAAGUAAUGAGUGGUAGAAAAGUUCUUGAUACAAUGAAUUCACCUGUUGUUUUGAUAACUGAUUGGGCUUGGACACUUGCAAAAUCAGGAAAAGUUAAUGAAAUAUUUGAUGAAGGAGUUAAAGAUGAAGGGCCAGAAAAAAUUAUGGAAAGAUUUGUACUUGUUGGAAUUCUUUGUGCUCAUGCAAUGGUUGCAUUAAGACCUACUAUUGCAGAAGCACUUAAGAUGUUAGAAGGUGAUAUUGAUAUUCCUAAUUUACCUGAUAGACCUGUUCCACUUGGUCAUGAAUCUUUUCAAUCUUCACUUAUGCAAGGAAGUGGAAGAACAACACCUUAUACUUCAUUUUAUUCUACUUCAAAUAUUAGUACAAUUAGUAGAAAUUGAAAAAUCAGUUUCAUUUGUGCAGUGUAGUUUGUAGGUUAGAUUCAUUAGGAUUGUUCUGAAAUUAUUUGAAGGUUCAAAUUAAAUGAACCUUCCAAGGCCAAAUUCAAUGUGAUGUAGUCAUAGAUAGAUACCUUGCAUUUUUGAAUACUUUUGUAAUGUGAUCCUAUACCAUUGUGGAAGAAAAUGUUUGAUUUUGUUACACACAACUAUAUUAUGUUUGAAUCUAGUUAA